AUGAGUUUCCGGAUCGGCACUUCCUUCUUAUGCCAGGCUGUAGCCUGCCUCGCUGCAGUCAAGCUAUCCGACAUAAACGAUGGAGACGCAUCUAUUCAACACCACCCUUCCUUUUCAUCCAUCUCAAUCGAGACAGCCUUUUGGCAAGAAUUCGUUGGGACAGCAGCAGAGCCCAAUGACCUGUUUUUCAAGCUAAUAAACCACAUUGCCGACCGUGGCGGCGAGCCUAUACUGCGGCCCGGCGGCAUCACUCAGGACAGUCUGAUCUUCGACCAGGACGCAGAGGAGGACAUUGUCCGCACCAUGGGGAACAAUGGCGAGGUAUACCGGACAACCGUCGGACCGGGUUACUACGGCAGCUGGUCCAGCUUCGCCGAAGGCGUUGGCUUCAUCUCUACGCUCAACUUCUACAACGACAGUCUGCAGAUUGCCGAGGACCUCGCAGCCGCCUCGCUCAAGUAUCAGCCGGACCGUAUCAAGUACUUUGAGCUAGGCAACGAACCGAACAACUAUCCAGAAACCCGUUGGAACGAUAGCACAUCCAAAUACGUAACCCAAUGGAAACAGUGGACAGCCGACAUUGAUGCUGCCGCCGAACAGGCCAAUAACUCCCGGCAGAUCAAGUGGUGGGCUUCAUCUGCCACAACCGACGACACCGAGCUACGCAUACGGCCCGUAGAUCUCAUCCCCGCAGGGAUCGACUCGGAGGACCAAGUCGGCCAGUUCUCCAUCCAUUCGUACGUGCACAACACCUGCUCAUCUGAGGGAACCGAGCUGGCGACCAUUCCGAACCUCCUCAAUCACACUGAGAUCAUCACCUUCGCCGACGCCGAGGUCCUCCCCUCUUCCCAAGCCGCGCAAGCCCAUGGCAAAGAGUGGGUCAUGGGUGAAUUCAACUCCGUCGCCUGUUCCGGAAGGCCCAAUGUGACCGACACCUUCACGCAGGCUCUGUGGAUGAUAGACACGCAGCUCACCUACGCCGUCAUGAAUGCCACAUCCGUGUACCAGCACCAGGGCGCCACGCUGGUCCUUCAGAGCGGCUCGCAGACGAACACGCCCGGCUUCUCGGCGUACAACCUGCUGUACCCGCGCGAGAGCGAAAAGUACGGGGAGGCACGUGUGCUGCCCAGUUUUGCGGGUCUGCUGUUUCUCACAGAGGUGUUUGCCGAGUCCGGCACGCGUGUACGGCAGGUUGCUGCGCCCGAGGGGGUAGACCCGGAUCGGUUCUCGGGAUAUGCCCUUUACAAGGGAAGUGACGCACGAGUGACCAGACUUGUCUUGCUCAAUCUGAACCCGUACUAUGGAGACGCCAGUGAGAGCGAUUACACCGUUCAACUUGAUUUAUCUUCUUACAUUCGGAAUAGCGCAAGUGUCAAGAGACUGACGGCUCCCUCGGUUGAUGAAAAGGAUGCGUCGAAUGUCACUUGGGCUGGACAGUCUUUCAAGUAUGGCGAUGCCGAGGGCGAGACCCAGCAAGAGUCGGUUUCGGGGGCAAACAUUGUCAGCAUCAGGGGCAGCGAGGCCAUUCUAGUCUCACUCAUGUAG
Messenger RNA from Geosmithia morbida, 1545 nucleotides. RefSeq names its product glycoside hydrolase family 79 protein. The coding region runs from base 1 to 1545 and encodes 514 amino acids. The transcript has a single exon. The record is from RefSeq and is a predicted model, not a curated record. NCBI's taxonomy places the organism in Eukaryota, Fungi, Ascomycota, Sordariomycetes, Hypocreales, Bionectriaceae.